GUAUCAGCCAGAACAUGUCUUCCAGCCUGCAAUCUACAAAGAAAUUUCUCGUUUUCUUAGGAAAAUCACUGUAUACUGUUCUGGAGGCUUUGGUUUCUACCAUAAUCCCAAAGCCACGGAAGAACGUUGCUGGUGAAAUAGUUCUUAUCACAGGUGCUGGGAGUGGACUCGGAAGGCUCUUAGCUUUGCAAUUCGCCCACCUGGGAUCUGUGCUUGUCCUCUGGGAUGUCAGUAAGGAGGGGAAUGAGGAGACAUGCAAGCUGGCUCAGGAAGCUGGAGCCAGAAGGGUGCAUGCCUAUAUCUGCGAUUGCAGUCAAAAGGAGGAAGUGUAUAGAGUGGCUGAUCAGGUUAAAAAAGAAGUUGGUGAUGUUUCCAUCUUAAUCAACAAUGCUGGAAUCGUAACAGGCAGAAAGUUCCUCGACUGCCCAGAUGAACUUAUGGAAAAGUCAUUUGAUGUAAAUUUCAAGGCACAUUUAUGGACUUAUAAAGCCUUUCUACCUGCCAUGAUUGCUAACAACCACGGGCAUUUGGUUUGCAUUUCAAGCUCAGCCGGAUUAAUUGGAGUAAACGGCCUUGCAGAUUAUUGCGCGAGUAAAUUCGCAGCACUUGGAUUUGCCGAAUCCAUGUUUGUAGAAACAUUUGCCCAAAAACAAAGGGGAGUCAAAACCACAAUUGUGUGCCCAUUUUUUAUAAAAACUGGGAUGUUUGAAGGUUGUACUACUGGCUGUCCUUCUCUGUUGCCAAUUCUGGAACCAGAAUAUGCAGUCAGAAAAAUAAUAGAUGCCAUUCUGCGAGAAAAGCUGUACUUGUAUAUGCCGAAGUUUUUGUACUUCUUGGUGUUUUUAAAAAGCUUCUUGCCCCUCAGCACGGGACUGGCUAUAGCUGAUUAUUUGGGCAUCUUUCAUGCAAUGGAUGGCUUCGUUGACCAAAAGAAGCAACGCUAAAAACCAACUCUAUGGCUGAUGUCAUCUGAUACCGAGCAUUACGCGAUGCUUAUUUCAACGAAGAAAAAUAUUUUGUGUCUGACAGUAGAAUCCACGUAGAGACCACAAGUACAUUCUCAUUCAGUUGUCUAGAGUAAGAUUUUCAACCAACGCUUUGAAAAUAAUGUUGCUAUCCCCUUCUUUGUUGAGUUUUGACUUUGUUUUUGUUUGUUUUGUCUUGUUCUCUUCCAAAAAUAAAGACAGCGCAUUUUGUCGUUUCCAUUUGCAA
Messenger RNA from Carlito syrichta (Philippine tarsier), 1212 nucleotides. Its product is annotated as epidermal retinol dehydrogenase 2. NCBI's taxonomy places the organism in Eukaryota, Metazoa, Chordata, Mammalia, Primates, Tarsiidae. The record is from RefSeq and is a predicted model, not a curated record. The transcript is spliced from 6 exons. Gene Ontology annotation, cellular component: lipid droplet. Bases 15 to 944 code for a protein of 309 amino acids. Gene Ontology annotation, biological process: retinal metabolic process; retinol metabolic process. Gene Ontology annotation, molecular function: all-trans-retinol dehydrogenase (NAD+) activity.